AUGAAGCAUUCUACACCUUUCCAUAAAGUUAUUGCUAGAAAUAAGGGGAUUUUUUCCGGACAGAAUUUUUUAAUUUCGUCCGAUUCAAUCAAUUGGAUCCAUAGUUAUUCAUUAUCGAUAAAUUCAUCAGGACAAUUAUAUUCAAAUGAUGAAAAUGAUACUCAUUAUUUGCUUUUACAAUCGUUACAAUCAUGUUACGUUCAGAUCUAUCCAACGUUGAAUGUUUCGAAUCCAUCAAAUCAUACUUCUAAGAAAAAAUUACUGAAAAAAUCAAGUAAUGGAUCACUUAAUAAUACAUCAAAUACAACCACUCUGCCUAAAAACAAUAAUGGGAAUUCAAACAAUGCCAAUGCCCAUGAUGAGCCUCCGGUUAUUUUUAUUAAAACUUAUGAUAAUGAAAAAAUUUAUAUCAAAGUACCUUCCAAAAGUAAUUUUGGUAAUUUAAUUAGUUCAUUAAUAGUUUGGCAAUCUUUAAAACCAGCUGGUUUGGUGAAGAAAUGGUAUUGUGAUAAUAAAGUUUUUGAAUCAACUAGCUCUUCAAGUACUCCUCAUGAAUUAUUGGUUUGUCGUUAUAAAAUUUAUGGUCCAAUUCCAUCAAAACAAAAAAAUUUAAAAAUUGUUCCUGGUCCAAAAGCUCCAAUUUAUCAAGCAAAUAUCUUUGAUUCGAGUAAUUUUGAAUCCUUAACUGAUCUUGACUCAAAUAAUAACAAUCACCAUCAUCAAUCUCAUCAACAAAGUUCAAAUCUUGAUAAUAUUAAUGAAGGCUGGUUUUAUACAAUGGGGGUUUUGAAAAGUAAUGGUAUGUUAAAUUUUAUUAGUGAAUUAGAUGGUACUCUUCUUUAUUCAAUUGAUAUUAAAUCAAUGAUGUCUUCGGAAAUUAGAGAAGUUCAUCAUUCUAUCUUUGAUAGUUCAAAUAUUUUAUUCAUUGGUCAAAUCAAAGAAUUACGUUGGAACAAUAUUAUAAAAUCAAUCAGUACUACUAAUUCUGAUCUAUUGGCUCCUCACAAUGCCUUUUUAACUAAAGACUGUAAACCAAUUCAUUCAAACCAAAGAAUCUUGAUUGAAUUUCCUUUACAUAUUGAUCUAGAAGAUUGGUUUGUUGGUUUAAACUAUUUUGCUAAACGUGAAUAUAUUGGUUCUUUUAAUGAAAAAUCUUCUCUUAAAUUAAAUCCUCCCUUUUCCAAUAUUGCUCCCUCAUCAAACAUUAGAAAAAAUUCAACCAUAAGUUUAAAUAAUGAUGAUAAUGAUAGUACUAUUAAUGAUACUACCUUUAGUUCUUUUAAUUCAUCCGGACGUGCUUCAAAUCCGGCUACUCCAACAGCUUCUUCUUUUAGUUUUGCCAAUAAUCAAAGUUUAUUAGAUCAACCUUUAAAUCAAUCUUCAAAUCAAUCUUCUUCCACUAAUUUAUUACCUCCUUUGAGUGAUUAUUCAAAAGAUAAUUUUAGAGUUUCUAAAAAAGUUGGUAUAGAUAUUAUUGAAGCUAAAUUUGAUGAAGAACCUUUGAAAAAUGGUAAAAUUUAUGCAGAAGUGGUUAUGUGGGGGUUACCUUGGUCAAGAACUGCCAUGGUUAAUUAUUCAAUCAAUCCUUUUUGGAAAGAAGAAUUUUCAACUGAUUUACCUAUUCUGACUCAAAUCGUUCAUAUCUUAAUUAAAAAGUGUUCUUCCAAUAAUAAUACUUAUUCUUCAAAAGAUAAAUUAAUUGGUACAGUUUAUAUUACUCCUGAUAUCUUAAUAAAACAAUUAAAUACUAAUUCAACCAUGAUGAUGUCGGGUUCUGCUGGUAAUAAUGGUAUUAAUGGUGGUAAUCUAAUUAAUACUUCAUCUAUCGGUAAUGAUAUUGUUAGAUUAUCAAUUUAUGACUCAACCAAUUUACCAAUUGGUAAAUUAUUACUUACAGUUAAUUUAAAAGAAUAUCAUAUUUUAAGUCCUUCAAAUUUUAAAACUUUAGAAAGUAUGUUAUUAAAUGCUCCAAUGAAAGACCUUAUUAAAUAUUGUAAUGAUAAUGUACCAACAUCAGACUUUGAAAAUGUUAGUUUAAUAAUGUUAGAUAUUUUCCAAAGCUUAGGUAUUGAAGAUAAAUGGUUUAAAUCUUUAAUGGAAGUUGAAUUAGUUAAUGUUGAUAAAAUGACUAGAAAAAAUUACGUUAAUAGAAAUAAUCCAACUUCUUCAAGUUCAAAUAAUGUUUUCAAUACCUUAUUUAGAGGUUCUUCAAUUUUUUCAAAAUCUUUAGAAAAAUAUAAUUUAAGAAUUGGUCAAGAAUAUCUUGAAAAAGUUUUUGGUGAUUUUUUCAGUAAAGUAAGUGAAGAAAAUAAAAGUUGUGAAGUUGAUCCAAGAUAUGUUAGAUUACAAGAAAAAGCUGAAAGAAAGGGUAAAACUACUGACUCUUUAGAAAAUGGAAGUGAUGAUAGUGAUGAUGAUAGUGAUGGUUAUGACUCAGAUGUUGAAAAAGAACGUGAAAUCAAAAUCAAAUCGAUGGUUGAAGAAAAUUUUAAUAAUUUAUAUCAUUACGCUGAAGAAAUUUGGAAUAAAAUUUAUAUCACUUCUAAUGAUUUACCACAACAAAUUAAAAUUCAACUUAAAAAUUUUAGAACAAAAGUUGAUUUAGCUUGUGAUCCUGAUGAUAAGGUGACCGCAUUAAAUUGUUUAAGUGCUUUUAUUUUCUUAAGAUUUUUCUGUCCAGCUAUUUUAAAUCCAAAGUUAUUUUAUUUAACUAAGAAUCAUCAAACUGGUAAAACUCAAAGAACUUUAACAUUAAUUGCUAAAAUUCUAUUAAAUUUAGCCAAUAGACAAGAAUUUAGUCCUCAUAAAGAACCUCAUUUAGUUAAAAUGAAUCGUUUCUUAAAAGAACAUCAUGAUGAUAUUUAUGAUUACUUUGAUAAAAUCACUGGGCGUAAAAAUGAUUUUAAUGAAAAAAUCUUAGAUUUAAGUCAUGAAGUUAAGAGAUUUGAUUUAGGAUUGAGUGGAGACUCAACUUCUAAUGAAUUACCAACUACUCCAUAUUUAAUUGAUAAAUAUUUAAGAUUAACCCAAUUUAUUCAUUUAUUAAACUUAAAAGGGGCUAAUUUACAUCAUCAUUCAUCUUCUAUUUCAUCGAUUAAUAAUACCUCGACUAAUAAUGGAACCAACGGUAAUGGAAAUGGGAAUUAUUUAUUACCAACUACUUCAUCAGGUAACAAGAUCAGUUCAUCUAAUUCUUCAAUUAGCAUUAGUACUACGUUAUCAGCUAACGAAAGCGUUUCAACGCUGCAACAACCCCCACAACAACUGCAACAACUGCAACAACUGCAACAACUGCAACAACAACUGCAACAACAACAAGCUCGAGGAUCAAUUAAUUCACAGAAUCAAUUGAACAACAACAGCAGUAGUUUGUUCCAUCAAAGAGAUAGCUCAAGAGAAAGUAAUGGAGAUAUUCAUAUCAAUAACGAGAAAAAUGUUUACCAAAUUGGAUCUUUAGAAUUUGAAAAACUGGAAUUCUUAGAUUUAGUCGGAGAUAAUGAAACUGAAGGAUUUAUUAAAUCACUUUGUAGAAGUAAUGAAAAUAUUUUUUCAUUUAUAACUUCAAAUAUUACAUUAAAAGAUAUUCAAAAACAAAGUACUAAUUUAAUGAACAAAAUAAGUGAUUUAUUAAUUGAAUUAGAAUUACCUGAAUAUCCAGAAAAUUUCCAAAAUGAUCAAUUAAUGUGGGAUUCGUUUACAAUCGAUAUCUUAUCAAGAGCUUAUCUCGACACUUCAAGAAAUGCAAUUGUCUUUUACGAUUCCCAUUUUCAAGAUGGUAUCCCUCAUAAUUAUAAAAAAAUUACUGAUAAUGCCCUUGGUUUACUAAAAUUGAAAUUUCAAGAUAUAAAUUUUGAUAAUGACUCUUCCAAUAAUACCACGGAUAUUAAUUUUAACAGCUCUAACUCUUUGGGUUCAGUAACGAAAACUACUAAAAACCCCUUUAAAAAAUGGUUAAGAAGAAAUUAA
This is a messenger RNA of Hyphopichia burtonii NRRL Y-1933, 3966 nucleotides long. RefSeq names its product Bud2p (gene BUD2). Lineage: Eukaryota; Fungi; Ascomycota; Pichiomycetes; Serinales; Debaryomycetaceae. Gene Ontology annotation, biological process: regulation of GTPase activity. The transcript has a single exon. The coding region runs from base 1 to 3966 and encodes 1321 amino acids. The record is from RefSeq and is a predicted model, not a curated record.